This is a messenger RNA of Callorhinchus milii (elephant shark), 4970 nucleotides long. RefSeq names its product interleukin 16 (gene il16). The record is from RefSeq and is a predicted model, not a curated record. Lineage: Eukaryota; Metazoa; Chordata; Chondrichthyes; Chimaeriformes; Callorhinchidae. The transcript is spliced from 19 exons. Bases 383 to 4252 code for a protein of 1289 amino acids. Gene Ontology annotation, biological process: induction of positive chemotaxis; leukocyte chemotaxis. Gene Ontology annotation, molecular function: cytokine activity; CD4 receptor binding.
ACAAUCUACAAGGACAGUCAUUUACUGAUUUUUGCUGAAAGAGGAUGAUUUGGUGAUCCAGUCAACAAAAGGCUUUGUGAAUUUGAACGCUUCUUGCAAUCAUUUUUCAGAACACUGGGAAUCCGAGCUGCUGGAUAAAUGCACUGGUUCAGCCACAGUGCCCCCCUCCGGUGACGAUGAGGAAAGUUUGGAGGCUUCACUGAACCUUGAGACACGGCUUACUAAAGAUAUCAUCUCAAACAGCUAUACUAAGGAGGACAAUGCAGAAGAUGACUGUGAAUUUAGGUUUGAAAAAGUAAGGCGUUUUAAAGCUCGCUGCCUGCAGACUGGUGCUUCUUGUCAAAGGAUUCGGUGUAAUUCAACAGGUGCAAGCUCAUUCUGGAUGGAGAAAGAUGUUGAUUCUCUGGUUGCCACGAAACAAGCUCUCUGUAGGAAUACUCAAACCCAUUCAUUUUGCGGCAACAGGAAGUCCCUGUCUGAACAGCUGGAAGCUGCAGGAGGUGUACAUAAUGUCACACGAGCUGCUCGGUCUUUAAGUUCAGCUCAUUUAAUCCAUCCGAGCUGCAACACUCAGCCAUCAGUUAUUUCAAACAUUGUUUUGAUGAAAGGGCAAGGCAAGGGUCUGGGCUUCAGUGUGGUAGGAGGAAGAGACAGUGUUUACGGACCAAUGGGAAUCUUUGUGAAAACAAUUUACCCCGAUGGAGCGGCGGCUGCUGAUGGCAGGUUGCGAGAAGGAGAUGAAAUACUUGAGGUGAAUGGAGUCGCUAUGAUUGAUUUGACCCAUGGUGAGGCCAUACAAACAUUUAAGCAAAUAAAGAAAGGUUUACUCACACUUACAGUCAGGACGUGUCUAAGAAGUCCCAGUUUCACCCACAGCCACUCAACAGCACAUGUGAGCCGUUCCUGGUCCCUGAGUUCCAACAUUUACAUGCGCAGAGGAAGCUACUCCAGUUCUGAAUUGGAUAACGCUCCCUCACUUCCAAAGGCUACAAGUCCCAAUGACAGAAUCAUUAUGGAGGUCACUUUACACAAAGAGCAUGGUGUUGGUUUGGGAAUAGGACUGUGCACUGUUUUUAUGCAGAAGGAGGUUCCUGGCAUUUACAUCCACACUCUCUCUCCUGGAUCAGUGGCUCAUCUGGAUGGAAGACUCAGGUGUGGCGAUCAGAUCUUAGAAAUUAAUACAAUAAAUGUUCACAAUAUGACUUUGAACGAAACACAUGCCCUUCUGCAGCAGUGCAAAUCUGGACCCAUCAAUCUCAUCAUCAGCCGACACCCAAACCCACAGAUCUCUGAACAACAGUUCAAUGAAGCAAUUUUACAAACUUUUGGAAAUGGCAAAUUUAACAAGGACAGUUGUCAAUGGAAUGCAGAAGGAGGAAAUAAAAAUGAAGCAUGGUGGGACAGAAAGCAAAUUUAUGAAAAAUGCACAGAUAAAACCUUCAGCAAAAAAACUCCCAAACCAAUGACUCGCUCCAGCAGCGACAGCAGUUAUUUUACCAGUGCUUCCAUUAACACUGGCACCAUCUUCUACAUAAACCAAAACAAAGGACUUCAGGCAGAAGAAACACAUAGAUUUAACAGCCAAAUAGAUACAGUGUCAGUCCCAUCGGGAUCACCGGCCGACAAUGUGGAAGAACAGGAGGCCAUUGACAGGAGAGAUUUUUAUUUACUGAAAAAUAACUUCAAGGACCUUGAGAAGGGCACAAGUGAAGUAUUUCAUGGAAAUACUCGUGGUUCAAAGGAGAAUCUGCCACCACUACUGCCAUCUCCCUCACUGAGGAACGUGAGGAACCAGGAUAAUCAGCAAAAAGUUCAAUUUACCACAGAACUGAGCAGUAAUCUAAACAUGAAGAAAAGGAAUGGACAAUCCUGGAUUAGUUACUCCCAGGAUGUAAGGAACUUACUACCACAAGGGGAUGAAACUGUUUCCAUUCACAGCAGCGCCUUGAUGUCAAGAGAUGUCGAUCACUUGUUCUUUUUGCCGGAUUCCUAUCAACUUGAAUUGAGAGGAGUGUAUCAAGCAAAUAACACAGCCAUUAAAAGAGCACUUCUAAGAAGGCAGACGCAAAUAGAUCCUUUUUGUGAGGGUGAGAAACAGGAAGUGUGUGCUAGAACUGCUGAAAACACAGAAAACUUCCACAUCAAAGCUGCUUUUGCUACAAGUCAAGACAGAAGCAGCAGUCACUUUGACUGUGAAUUGGCCACUACUAUGGCAGCAAGGCCACAACCAGUCUCAAAAAAAACAAGCCUUUUUUCUCAGGCUUUGUCCUCGAAAGUGAUGGGAAAUGAGGAUUUGCCUGGAAGAAAGCACAGACUUUCUCCAGGAGAUAAAUCUGCUGAAAACUGUGCAGUGACUUCCUCUGUUUCCAAAUCUACUGCGCCACAGAAAUACAAUGGAAGGGAGCCUUUGCCAUCAGCUAAGGAAUCGGGAGAAAUAGAAUCUGUGAAUGACCUAACAGCAGCUGUGAAAAGACAUCAUCUGGCCGAUGGGUUAAAACAGGAAGCAGAAGGUGAUAUCCUAGCGCCAACAAAUAUGAAGCCAGCUGAGAAAAUGAAUGGGAAAAAAGGACCACCUGUAGCUCCCAAGCCAGCCUGGGUUCGGCAAAGCCUGAAAGCUUUAAGAAGUGGCAAAUGGGCUGAUAGCAAUACAACAAUUAAAAGCAGUCAACAACAAAGCCUCCCUAUGCCUGAAUGCUCAGAAUCAGCAACCCAGUCCAUAAAUCACACGAUCCAUUCUUUUGAAACACUGUCUGCUCUGGAUCUACCAGAUCAAGGCAACACUUGUACACAACCUUUGCAGCUGGAUCAGACCGUGUUCAUGUCAAGCAGUGAAGAAGAUUCAAAAGGAAAGACUUCAUCUCCGAUCAAUCACAAGGACUGUCCUACUGAUAGGAAAAUAAUACUGAAAUCCCUCAAGUCAUCUGAUGAAGUGUUAAUGAAAGCCGUUGGUGCAGUUUCUCACCAGCCACCAGUCAAGUCUUCUCCGAGGAGAAGUAACAGUACAAUCAACGAUGUAUCCACAUCUUUAUCACGUUCCCCACAAAUACCACCACAUGUGGUCAAAGCAACUGGGCUACGGACCAGAAGCUUUCCACUAUCCAUUAGCUCCUCUUAUGAAGUUCGUGAAACAAGCACUCUAAGAGAAGGAACUUUAUCAUCCAGCAGUGACAAAAUACACACCAUCAGCAACCAUGUAUCGUAUGCUUUGAUGAAAGGUGUACUUGCAUUUCCUCAGUCACCGGUAUCAUGGUGUGGCAGUCUGUGGAAUGCACAUCCUAUGUCUCCUUGCACUUCUUCCGAAGAUGCUUUGUCGUGGCCAGAUGGAUCUCCUUUGACCUCACCAACCAUUGAAAAUCAUCAGCUGGAAAAAGGCUUUUCUCUCAGUCUUGCAGAAUUGAGACAUUGUACUAUUGGACUGACAGACGAAGAUAAAAAGGAAGAUGGUAAAAAGGAACACAUCUUAUCACUUUCUUCCUACGUUUCUGCUCAGUCUGUUAUGUCCCUGAUGCCUACAGAAGAACUGGAGGAACUUAUUCAGGAAGUGAAGAACUUGGAUGAGGAAACUCUAAAGCAAUUUGAAGACAUUCACGUUGUGGUUUUACACAAAGAGGAAGGAGCUGGCCUGGGAUUCAGCAUCGCUGGAGGGAUAGACCUCGAGAACAAAAUAACAACUGUUCACCGAGUGUUUCCAAGUGGAUUGGCUGCUCAGGAAAAAACAAUCGAAAAAGGAGAUGAGAUUUUAUCAAUCAAUGGACAAUCCCUGAAAGGAGUGACACACAGUGAUGCUCUGGCUAUUUUGCGACAGGCUCGAAUGCCACAGCAAGCUGUGGUUGUAGUACACAAGUUGAAAGAAGAUGAAAGAAAGCUCAGCACGUCAAGUGAAUGCUCAUCAACUGAGAGUCCAAUUGACUCAGCAACAGAAGAUAAAAUGAGCAGCUUUACUCUGGAACUUGAAAAAAGUGCUGGUAGCAUGGGCUUCAGCUUGGAAGGUGGAAAGGGUUCAAUUCACGGGGAUAAACCUGUCGUGAUCAACAGAAUUUUUAAAGGAGGAGCAGCCGAACAGAGCAACAUUAUCCUGCCUGGAGAUGAGUUAGUGCAGCUGAACACAACUACCAUGCAAGGUCUUACCCGCUUUGAGGCCUGGAAUGUCAUCAAAUCCCUACCCGACGGCCCUACUAAAGUCAUCAUUAGGAGAAAAAGUUUGAUUUCCAACAUAGUCACGUCAACAGAUCCACCUUCAGGUGUUGAAUAAAUCUGCUGAUAAAUAAGAACCAACGAAGAUGUGUGACAUAUCUUUUUUCAAAUACUUCAUUUAUCAGAAAAUUGAUUGCAUACUAAUUUUCUACUUGGAUACACCUGCUUUUAACUGGCUUUUCUCUGCACAGGUUAGUUUUCACCCUUCAAGUAAGUAAGUGUAUUUAUUCUGUACCCCUGCAGGUAUUAAUGCCAGAUAAUUCAACAUCCUAGUGUGCCACUUUGAGCUCUCACACAAGAUAUCAGGGCCCAACUUGGUCAUAGUCUUGACCAUAAAAUUAAGUUCAGUCUCAAUUUGGAAAGUAUUUUUGCAGUUCUUAAAAUUACCUGCUGAAAACAGACUUCUGACUGAUUUUAAGAAUUCUUUGUAUUUGGCAAUAGCUGGUGCAGGCAGUAAAAUAGCUAUACAGUUCACAGAACAAUCAACAUCAUAUCCGUUGAAAGAACAUUGCUGAUAAAAAGUUACCUGAUCAACUUGCACUUUGAUUCCUGCUAAAAUUCUGCCAGACCGUUACAAAAUUUUAGCAAAUUGUGAGAAUAAUUUGCACAUAAUAUUAUCAUCUGCUCUGUGCUUUAGUAACUUCUUAAGACUUUCAACUGUAUAACAGAGUUCCAUGCUUUCAACUGCUGUACGGAAGGACAGAUUUGGCAAAUGUGUUUGUUAUUUUCUGAUAAUUAAAAUAACAAUUGCACAAAUAAACGCACAACUUCACUGA